AUGCGUGGUCUCCACACGGCCGGUGUCUUACUGACACCGGCUCUGGCAGGAGCUAUUUCUGCCGAGGACUCAAUUCCUCGAGCCUUCAUAUCUGUUCCUCUUCCCGAAGCCGUCGACUCGGCCCCGAGUCGGGAUUUGGUUUUCCGAUUCGACAUCAACGAGUCUCAGGAUGCAUGUGGAUAUGGGAACGUCACUAUCAACGGGCAGAAACUAUCAGAGGAUGGCAAGGGCCCCUUAACCUUGGACGGGGAUCGCGUGGUUGACGCCUCUUGGAACUUCACCUGUGUGACCUGGAACGACAAGCCCCAGGAGCAGUUGCUAAGUCUUAAUGUCGACCAUGUCAAUGGCCAGACUGUCGAUGAUGCUGGCUUUACCAUACGUUUCCAGCAAGUCGCACCCGUCUGGAUAUCAGAUGUCGAAGGAAGUGCUUCGAUGACCCGUGUCCACUCAAACCGGCAGGGCCAACCCGAGCCUGACUGCGACGACAAGGAGCUCGAUCUCGACGCUGAAUUGGCAGAGUUGGACUACUUGAGGGUGCGGCGUCGUCAAUCUAUGGAGGCGGAGGGGGACCAGGGCCUCAUGGGCCUCACGGGCCGGGUCCUCAUCCUCACCGUCCAGGUGACGAGCACUGUGGCGGCCCUCAUCACUGCUUUGGAAAGCCCGGCCAUGGGAACCACACCGAGAAUGGCACACAUCCUUACCCGCCUCCUCCUCACGGAAAGAAGCCUCACUUCCCUCACCCUCCACCCUUCUGCAAGUGUGGGCUGCCGCCGCCGCCGCCGCCGCCGCACCAUGGUGAGCACCCACCUCCACCACCACAUCACGGUGAUCACCCGCCUCCUCCUCCGCCGCCUCCUCACGGGUUUUGGCCUGCUCCGCCGCCACCGCCACCGCCACCACAUGGCGAUUUCCCGCCGCCUCCUGGUCCCGGCUUCGGCCCUCCUCCACCUCACCACGGCGGUCCUGGGUUUUGGGAGAGCCUGUUCGGAUUCGUCCAUCCACAUGGACCCCCACCGCCAAUGCCUUGGGAACGGCCAGACUCGGAGCACCCGUCUCCGGACGGUCAUUCGCAUCACGGCCACGGCCACGGACACGAGGGAGGACCACCUCGCAUGGGACAUGAGGAUCACCACGGCCCUCCUGAUGAAGAUCGCGAGGAAAAGCACGGUCACCACGAAGGUCACCAGCAUUCCAAUGAGCCUGAACGACUCGACGAACCCAAAGGCAAGCCCGACAACCUGGACCAUGACGAUCACAAGCCUUCCGACGAUUUCAAAGGACCUGAGACCAAGGCCGAGGAGCAAGAAACUGGCAGCAAAGACGGGCAUCUGCCUGUGGCGCACUCUGAGAAGCCUGAAGAGUCCAGGCCCGGACGCCCCGACGAGCAUCAUCACUCCGACCUGCCCUGGGAGGCUGAGCUCCGACGGGAUCACGACCACAGGCCCCCACCGCAUGACGGUCCACAUGAUCACGAUGAGUUCCACGGUCACCACCCUCCCCCUCCUGGGCCUCCGCCCCCUGGUCCCCCUCCACCUGGACCUCCUCCGCCUCCUGGACAUCACCCCCAUGGCCCACCACCUCACGCGCUACGUCCGCAAAUCCAUCAAGUCGCCCCGCGUCCGCCGGAACUCCAGCGCCCCAUGGUACAAGAGGCUCUGCUUCGGGCCCAACUACUCCGAGCUUUCCGAGGAUGAGGAGAAGGAGGCCAUGCUCCGCAACUGUGGCGACUCUGACUCUGACUCUGAGGAUGACAGCGACGUCGUCGCCAGGGAUAUCUCCCAGUUCAGGACGGCGGCCGACGUAGUCGGCGAGAUGGUAGCCGUCGAGGAGGCACGCAUGGUGGCACACUCGCGCCAGCCGUCCUUCUCUCCGGCCCCUGCGCCGGUGCCAGCACCCGUCCCAGUACCGCAACAACAUAUGCAGCAGCAGCACAUGCACCCCUACAUACCCACCCACCUCAUGCCCACCAGCAGCAUCCCAAUGCCAUUGCCAAUGCCCACAGGCCAACUGAGCCCCGACCCAGCCACCAUGGCCGCCAUGGCCGCCAUGUUCCCUGACCUAGCGCAAGAUCUUGACAUGGGCCUGGGCCACCGCCAUGGAGGCGGCGUCGGCGAGGUGCCAGGCGAGGAGCUGCCAGCCUACCAGGAGGCCGACAGGCAGAGCGAGAGCGACGAGUCCGAGUUCGCGUCCAGCAUGGUGACGGACGGGUACAGGCCCGGCUGCUCCGGCUCGUCGUACACGCCGAGCGAGUGUGGGUCGCAAGGGGCUGGUGAUAUACUCGGUGAUACGAAGAACUAG
This is a messenger RNA of Diaporthe citri, 2298 nucleotides long. RefSeq lists its product as uncharacterized. The coding region runs from base 1 to 2298 and encodes 765 amino acids. Lineage: Eukaryota; Fungi; Ascomycota; Sordariomycetes; Diaporthales; Diaporthaceae. The transcript has 4 exons. The record is from RefSeq and is a predicted model, not a curated record.